AUGCCUCUUCAUCUCCUUGGCAAGAAAUCAUGGAACGUCUACAACCCGGAGAACGUCGCCCGCGUAAAGCGCGACGAGGCACAGGCACAGGCUCGCGAAGAAGAGAAUGAGCGUCUGAUGCAAGAGGAAGAUGCCCGGCGCAGGAUAAAACUGCUGCGCGGCGAACCUGCAUCCCCACCUCCACCGCCCUCCCUUCCAUCGGACCCAGAGACUUUGCCAAAGAGACAGAGCUCGGACGACCCAAGAAGGCCUUACAAACGACGGCGGGUCGCUGGAGAAAACGAUACGGAUCGGGAUAUACGAUAUGCACGAGAAGAUGCGGCUCAAGCAACUGCCAAGCGCGAUGAACUCGUACGAGCCUCCCGCAAGUCUGGUACCGCGGAAGCACCCAUAACAGACAGUGCCGGCCAUAUCAAUUUGUUCCCUUCCGCGAAUAGCAAGACAGAGAAAAAUCCCGAGGCUGAGGCUGAAGCUGCACGGAAAAAGCGCAGCUAUGAAGAUCAAUAUACAAUGAGAUUCUCUAACGCAGCUGGGCUUAAGGAAACUAUUGGCCGGAAACCAUGGUAUUCCUCCGCGGACAAGGAAACACCGGCAUCAAACUCGAUUGUCGAGAAAGAUGUGUGGGGUAACGAAGACCCAAGACGCAAGGACAGGGCACAAGCUCGCAUGAGUGCUAACGACCCACUUGUAGCUAUGAAGCGGGGCGUUCGACAGUUGAAGACAUCAGAGCAAGAACGGAAGCGGUGGAAUGAGGAAAAGCGAAGAGAACUCGACGCUUUGAAAACAGACGAGGCGAAAAGGUCUAGCCGGCGGCGUGCCCGAUCCCCAUCGGUUGAUAGCCUCGAUGGGUUCAAACUAGAUGAGCCAUACAGGGAAAGUGAAAGGAGGCCAAAAACAUCCGAUGGAGGUGAAAGUCGCCAUCGCGAUAGAUCUCGUCAUCAUCGUCGGGACAGAAGCCGAGAAAGCCGCCGUCGUCGAUCUGAAGGCCAUACUUCUCGUCACGGCCAUCGCACUCGCCACAGCGAACCCUCUAGCAGACACAGGCGUUCCAGCUACUCUGCACCAAAAAGUCGCGAAUAG
Molecule: messenger RNA, 1080 nt
Organism: Penicillium olsonii
Lineage: Eukaryota; Fungi; Ascomycota; Eurotiomycetes; Eurotiales; Aspergillaceae
Source: the annotation of a GenBank genome assembly